UAUGUCUUCUAUAGCUGGAUCGAGUACACUGGCUUCAAGUUCAACUUUUAUUGAAGAUGCAGAGUUAUAUACCAAUAAUGAAGAAGAAUAUAUACCACUUUUAACGUUUCGCCAACACUCCUUGGACAAUGUAGACUCUGACAAUAAUGAUGACAAUGAUGAUAAUAACGAGGACGAAAACAUAAAUACUGAAAGUGUUCACAAGGGAAAACAUAAAUUAACAAAAGUGGUACAACAAAAACUGCCACCUCCACCUUCCAACUUUGAAUAUUUUAUUCAUUCAAAACCUCUGCAUCGGGCAUCUGUUCGAUUACCAUCAGAUUUGAAUGUUGAUGUCUUUAAACCAAUCGAUUUAUUUUUUCUUUUUUUUAUGAUUACUAUGCUAGAUAUAAUAGUUGUUAAUACAAAUUUGUAUGCAUUAACAAAAGACGCUGGUGCUAUUGGUAGACAUUGGCAAAAUUUAACUCGUAAAGAGUUUAUCAUCUGGAUUGCUCUG
This is a messenger RNA of Ambispora gerdemannii, 496 nucleotides long. Lineage: Eukaryota; Fungi; Glomeromycota; Glomeromycetes; Archaeosporales; Ambisporaceae. The record is from the annotation of a GenBank genome assembly.